AUGUACCAGAACCAAUCUUGGAUGCAGCAACAACAGGACGUCUUCACCUUACUGAUCAACGAUGUCUUUGCAAGUGCCAAACUCGACGGACAAGUUGUGAAGCUAUUGACGAGGAGGGAUGUUCAGAAUGUGCGCCAGAAGAUGUUCCGCCUGUAUGAGGACGAAUGUCAUGCAAUCAUACAACGUGUCGAAGCAGCAUUCAAGUUUAAAAAGCUUCAUCUGAAGGGCAGCUUGGAUCUUGUGAAAGAUAUCGGUGCUCAGAAGGCGUUCUUGGAGGCCCUUUUUGCCUUGGAGAGUCAACCUUUGGCUUUGGCGCUUGAGGUCGUGACAGGACGCCAGACGUCGAAGCUCCUGGACUCCAACAGGGUCGAGCUAUCAGAGUUCGCAAAGGAGUUCAUCAUACAGCAUAGUGAUGCAAGUGGUCCGAAACUAUCUGUCUUGGAGGCUGCCAAGUUGUCGGUCGCGAAGGUCAUCAUGAUGAUCAUUGCAUUGGACAAAGCGCACACUGCCGGUAUCCUGACCGGACGAUUGUUCCACAGAGACGCGUGUGUCAAAUCUACAGCCGGAAUGUUGGCUAACCUGGCAGAUGGGUGUCUGACUGGAGAAGGAGACAUGGCGCGGCAGGUGCAGUAUAUGGGACACCGUGUGACUUACGUGCAGUAUCCAGUCGAUGAGUUGGAUUACAGGAUCACGAACCUGGCUGUUGAUCUGCGGGACGGCGUACGUCUGACUCGCCUAGUUGAAAUCCUGGCGGGGCCUGCCGGGUUGUCAAGUCAACUUCGCUAUCCUGUGGUCACUCCUUCCCAGAAAUUGCAUAACAAUAUGCUUGCCCUUGGGGCGAUGCGAGAUGCGGGAGUUGAUCUUCGCCUCUCGGGAGGAACUGUGACAGCGCAGAGUCUUGUCGACGGCCAUCGUGAGAAGACGCUGGGUUUGCUGUGGAGAAUAGUCACCAAGUGGUGCUUACCGUCGUUGGUGAAUGAGUCGCUACUGCGUCAAGAGCUCGUGCAGCUUGAGUCGGUGGCUGAACAGGUGGAUGAUGAUGAGGAGGAUGACGUUGAGCAGCCGUCGUUUGAGAAUUCUACCAUCGCCUUGCUCUUCUCUUGGGCCAAGGCCGCCUGUGCAACGAAAGGUUUCCGGAUUCAGAACUUCGCUACCUCAUUUUCCAAGGCGUCAGGUCAGGCAUUUACCAUCAUCUUGGAACACUACAUCGCCGAUUUGAUCAGAGAAGAAGGCACCGAUGACAAGCCCCUUGACUGUGAGGACAUGCUUGAAGCUGUGGGUUGCCGAGAGCUUUUCAAUAAUCUGGGUCUGACUGGUAACGCCCAAGGACGCAUAAUGGACCAGGAUGCUGUCAUCGCAUGUCUUGCCAUAUUGCACUCACGUGUGUUUACUCUUCUCAGGAAGGAUCAUGCAGCGAGAAAGAUACAAGGGACGUGGAGGAGGUAUUUGGCAAGGAAAGCCGGGGCUGAUCCAGACGAAAUCGCCAAGUAUGUGUUGUUCGUUAAAGAAACGCAGGCAGCAAUUCGCAUCCAGAGAGCUUUCAGGACGCAUUUGGAGACGCGCAUUCAAGCAUUGCUACUUCAUACGAUCCAGCUUCAGGCUUUGAGUAGAGGUUUCUUAGUGCGUCGAAAAUUCAGACAGGAACUCGAAACGUUGGAACCGGAGGAGAGUUUUUGGUUAUGA
Molecule: messenger RNA, 1683 nt
Organism: Saitoella complicata NRRL Y-17804
Lineage: Eukaryota; Fungi; Ascomycota; Saitoellomycetes; Saitoellales; Saitoellaceae
Exons: 1
Coding region: 1-1683 (560 amino acids)
Biological process (GO): spindle organization; establishment of meiotic spindle localization; mitotic cell cycle
Cellular component (GO): spindle pole
Molecular function (GO): protein binding
Source: RefSeq, a predicted model, not a curated record